GUCAGCGCCGCAGCGGCGGAGGGGCUGCGGGGCGCGCGGGCCGUUGUCAUGCUGCUCUUCUGCCCGGGCUGCGGGAAUGGGCUCAUCGUGGAGGAGGGGCAGCGCUGCCACCGUUUCGCCUGCAACACUUGCCCCUACGUGCACAACAUCACCCGCAAGGUAACAAAUCGGAAGUAUCCAAAGCUGAAAGAAGUGGAUGAUGUGCUUGGUGGAGCAGCUGCCUGGGAGAACGUUGACUCUACUGCAGAGCCAUGUCCCAAAUGUGAACAUCCUCGUGCCUAUUUCAUGCAGCUUCAGACCCGCUCUGCAGACGAGCCAAUGACUACCUUCUACAAGUGCUGCAAUGCUCAGUGUGGACAUCGCUGGAGGGACUAGGCCAGGCUGGCCCAGCCAUGUCAGGGUCUGUCUGCGUUAUUCUCCAGAGUGCAUUCCCAGCUGGGAUUGAGCACUGUGUCCUGAGGGUCUUCGCUGGUGUGGUGGAAAGCUUUUUAGGGCUGGUGGCUAGGGUGUCAGGAAAUGGAUAGCCCAUCUGCCAAUCAGUGGAUGAAGUCACUAAUGUCCAGGGAGAUUUUAUGUGAGUGGGGGAGGGUUAUACACAUCUUGUUACACUCUGUUUAAGGUCCUGUUCAUUUAUCUUUCACAUUUGUUGGGUAAUUGACAUUCUUUUAUCAUCAACCAACACUCUUAAACAUUCAUAUUGUUUGCACAACUAAUAAAGUAAAACUUAUUAUCUUAGUACAUU
Messenger RNA from Molossus molossus (Pallas's mastiff bat), 742 nucleotides. RefSeq names its product RNA polymerase III subunit K (gene POLR3K). Gene Ontology annotation, cellular component: RNA polymerase III complex. Bases 49 to 375 code for a protein of 108 amino acids. Gene Ontology annotation, molecular function: zinc ion binding; nucleic acid binding; DNA-directed RNA polymerase activity. The record is from RefSeq and is a predicted model, not a curated record. Gene Ontology annotation, biological process: termination of RNA polymerase III transcription; DNA-templated transcription. NCBI's taxonomy places the organism in Eukaryota, Metazoa, Chordata, Mammalia, Chiroptera, Molossidae. The transcript is spliced from 3 exons.